AUGGAUCGAAGAGAAUUAGAAAUAUUAAAGACUAAUCGAGGUAACUUAAUUUCAUUAAAUGGAUAUCUAUCAACAAGUCGUUCACCAGAUGUAGCGUUAAAAUUUGCUGAAACACCAACAAUGCAAGCAAAUCUGUGCUCUGUAUUCUAUGAGAUUGAAUGUAACAAACAAAAUGUUAAAUCAGCAAUUUUUGCUGACAUUACACAACAAAGUCAAUAUGCUGGAGAAGAAGAGAUUCUCUUUGAUAUUGGAAGUACAUUUCGCAUCGUAUCCAUUAAUGAAAAUCCAGCAACAAGACUAUGGACAGUUAAACUGAGUGCAACUGACGCAGGAGCACAAGAAGCUCGAGAAUAUAUUGAAUUUAAUAGAAAAUCGAAUGAAGAAACAAGUAUGACAAUUCUCUUUGGAAUUCUGCUCGCAGAAAUGGGCAAAUAUGAUCAAUCAAGAAAAUAUUUCGAAAACUUAUUAGCUAAUCAAAAAAUAGAAUUAGAUAUAGCACGUGUCUACAAUGGUAUUGGUACAGCCUAUCUUCACAAAAGUGAGUUGGAUGAAGCCUAUUCGAAUUUUCAACGUUCGUAUACAAUGAUGAUGAGCGCUAAUCCUCCAAGAGAGAAGGACGCCACACGACCACUAUCAAAUAUGGGUCUUGUUCUACUUCGACGAGAAAAAUAUAAUAAAGCGCUGGAAUAUCUUACAAGAGCAUUAUUUACAAGAAAUGAAUUCUACGGAGAAAAUCAUUUAGAAACCGCUAAAACACUAAAUAACCUCGGGAAUGCAUAUUAUCAAAAACAAGACUAUAAGUUGGCACUAAUCUACUAUGAAAAAUCACUGGCAAUACAACAGAGAGAAUUUUCUCGCGAUCAUCUAGAUACAGCGAAAUGUUUGAAUAAUAUUGCUCUUAUUCACUGGAAAAUGCAGGAGUUUGAUACGGCCCUUGAAUAUCAUCAGCACGCAUUAGAUAUGAGAAGAAAGUUACUUCCACCUGAACAUAAUGAACUCGUCCAAAGUCUCAUGAAUAUUGGAAGUGUUUACCGUGAUAUGCACAAAUUAAAGACUGCUCUAUCUUAUCUAACACAAGCCACAAAAAUGCAAGAAAAAAUAUUUGGAAGAACCAAUGAAACUUUAGAAUUUCAAAAUACUCUGAUUCAAAUUGCUGCGCUUGAGGAACGCUUAGGUGAGCGUACAACGAAUUACGCUAAAAACGAUAUGGGUGCAGCCACUUGCAAUCUGCAAUCCACGCCACAAAAUUCAAACUCAUCAACAAGAAGAGACCAAAACAACUCAGCUUUAGCUGAUACUCUUACACAAAAUUUACAGCAACACACAACUCCUUACGCUAUCGAGAACUGUGCUGGACCCCCUUACAACAGGCAAUCCACGCCACAAAAUUCAAACUCAUCAGCAAGAAGAGACCAAAACAACUCAGCUUCAGCUGAUACUCUUAUACAAAAUUUACAGCAACGUACAACUCCUUACGCACAGUAUUCAGAUGGGAAGCCGAUGCAGAACUCAGGAAGUUAA
Molecule: messenger RNA, 1521 nt
Organism: Rotaria sordida
Lineage: Eukaryota; Metazoa; Rotifera; Eurotatoria; Philodinida; Philodinidae
Source: the annotation of a GenBank genome assembly